CACAAAAACCACAAGUUUUAUAUCCAAAUCAAGCAAUUCCAUCACCAGUUUAUACAAAUUUAAAUGAAUUAAAGAAAGCAGCUGCACGUAAAUUUCAAAAUCGUAAUUCUCCCACUGUGAAUACAAUCCAGAGUAAAGGCGAAACUCUACAGAAUAAUGAUAACAAUUCAUCAUUGUAUGCCAAUCGUAAAUUCAGUUUACAAUUGAAUAAUAAUAAUAAUAAUGAAUCAAUGCUUACUCCAACAGGUUUAGGUGAAUCAUUUCAUGUUAGUGAUAUAAACAACAAACUGAAUUCAGAUUUAUCACAAUCCUCUUCACAUUUCAUUUGGCCACCAAUAACAACAUUAGAUUCUGUCCAUAGUAGUGAUUAUAGAAUGUCAGAAAUCAGUUCUCCUUCAAUUAUACAAUCAUCAAUGUAUCCAUCCACUACUUCUGUUACUGCUAUUGCUACGAAUGGAAAUACUCAUAAUACUAAUAAUACUACUACUAAUAAUAAUAUGAGUAGUUUAUCUGAUGCAACACAAUCUUCUACAUUCGACAACAAUAAUACAGAUAUUGGUUACAUAAAUACCAUUGUUAAUUCUGGUACAUCAACAUUUCGACGACGUCAGUCGGAAUAUUUUAAAAAAUCACUAGAUUCAACAUUAUCAAAUGGCAGUGUGUGUUCAUCUCCUCCACCUCCUAUUGCUCCUUUACCUAUUGCUCCUUCUUCAUUAAGUCCAUCAUCUUCGAUUGGGAAAAAUUCCAAUAAUUAUGCUUCAGUGACACCAGGUUUAAUACGUCGUGGUAGUCAGG
Messenger RNA from Schistosoma turkestanicum, 795 nucleotides. The record is from the annotation of a GenBank genome assembly. Lineage: Eukaryota; Metazoa; Platyhelminthes; Trematoda; Strigeidida; Schistosomatidae.